AGGUCCAGUCUGUGACCACUUUGACCAAGACUGGGCAGCAACCAAGGCUCGUCACAGGGUGCACCUGCAGCCCUAAGCCAUGUCCUGCUACAGCCCGUGCCGGCCCUGCCAGCCCUGCGGCCCCACCCCGCUGGCCAACAGCUGCAAUGAGCCCUGUGUCAGGCAGUGCCAGGACUCCACCGUGUUCAUCCAGCCCUCGCCUGUCGUGGUGACCCUGCCCGGCCCCAUCCUCAGCUCCUUCCCACAGAACACGGCCGUGGGAUCCUCCACCUCUGCUGCUGUUGGCAACAUCCUCAGCACUCAGGGAGUGCCCAUCAGCUCUGGGGGCUUUGGCCUCUCGGGCUUGGGCAGUGGCCUCUGUGGCAUCAGGGGCCUCCCCUGCUGAAGCUGCUCCCUGCACUGUGGCCUCCUCCUGGAUCCCCCUCUUUUUCCUUUUUUGACUCAUUAAAUUCUGCUGCAUCCCAGCCUGUGCC
Prinia subflava (tawny-flanked prinia) is the source of this 473-nucleotide messenger RNA. RefSeq names its product feather keratin 1-like. Lineage: Eukaryota; Metazoa; Chordata; Aves; Passeriformes; Cisticolidae. Gene Ontology annotation, cellular component: intermediate filament. The record is from RefSeq and is a predicted model, not a curated record. The coding region runs from base 80 to 385 and encodes 101 amino acids. Gene Ontology annotation, molecular function: structural constituent of cytoskeleton. The transcript has 2 exons.